Messenger RNA from Acipenser ruthenus (sterlet), 3270 nucleotides. RefSeq names its product A-kinase anchor protein 17A-like. The record is from RefSeq and is a predicted model, not a curated record. Bases 286 to 2202 code for a protein of 638 amino acids. Lineage: Eukaryota; Metazoa; Chordata; Actinopteri; Acipenseriformes; Acipenseridae. The transcript has 5 exons.
AUGUGAUCUCUCCUUUCGUCUGGUAGAACAGGAAACGCGUCACACAAUAGCUUUCCUUCUACGUUUUGAUUCAAUAAUAAACUGGUUUCUUUAUUAAGAACACUGUUGAGAAUAAAAUUGUAGCGGCUCAGAAAGCACAUUAUACUUUUAAAAAUAUCUAUUGGUGACCGUCUUCAAAGCGCUGCUUGUUGUUUGUGUGCGUUGGUAGAGCUCGAGUUUGUGCCUGUGAAGUCCUGGUACGGUUUUAUUUUCACGUUGAGUAGGUCACAGCUCCAUGUUGGCAGGAUGACUACCACAAUAGUUCAUGAUACUACUGAAGCUGUUAAACUGUGUGCAUCUCAAGGUUUGUACCUGAAACCCAUUGCUAAGAUGACAGUGAGUGUAGCCCUCCCCCAGCUCAAACAGCCAGGGAAGUCAAUUUCCAACUGGGAAGUGAUGGAAAGACUUAAAGCAAUGGUGCAUCCUGACCAGUUCUCUGUCCUUCGCAUCUCAAAGAGCACUAUGGAGUUCAUUCGGUUUGACGGCGAAGUUGAAAACAAGGGCAUAGUAAAAAAGAUUUUAUCAAAGCUAGAUGGAAAGACGAUAAAGCUCAGUGGUUUCAGUGACAUAUUAAAAGUCAGAGCAGCCGAGUAUAAAAUGGAGUUCCCUACCCGACAUGACUGGGAUGCUUUCUUUCGUGAUGCCAAAGACAUGAAUGAGACUCUCCCUGGCGAGAGGCCAGACACCAUUCAUUUGGAAGGACUGCCUUGCAAGUGGUUUGCUGCGAAAGACUCUAACUCUGAAAAGCCCUGCGAGUCCAUCCUGAAAACAGUGUUUGAAACAUUUGGAAAGAUCCGCAAUGUGGACAUUCCAAUGCUCGACCCAUACAGAGAGGAUAUGAUGGACAAGAAUUUUCACACCUUUAGCUUUGGGGGUCACUUGAACUUUGAGGGUUAUGUGCAGUACCAAGAGUACAUAGGGUUUGUUAAGGCGAUGGAUGCGCUCAGGGGAAUGAAGCUGAUGUUCAGCGGAGAAGAUGGAAAGGCAGUAGCGUGUAACAUUAAGGUCUUGUUUGAUACCACCAAGCAUCUGAGUGAAACUGCAAUCAGAAAACGGCAGCUUGAGAGGCAGAAGCUUCAAGAGCUUGAACGUCAGCGAGAAGAAAACAAACGCAAGGAGAAAGAGGAAGAGGAGAGACUGAAGGAAGAAGAAAGGAAGCAGAAGGAGCAGGAAGAGGAGGAAAAGGAGAGAAAGCGGGAGGAGAAGGUGCACAAGAGGGAGCAGAAACAGAGAGAGCGAGAGGAGAAGAAGAACAUGAAGAAGUUUAAAAAGGUGCAAGCAGAGGAGCAGAAAAAACUGCACCAAAAGAUUGUCUUCGAAGAAAGGAAACUUCUGCUGGCCAAGAGAAACCUGGAGUCUAUCCGGCUGAUUGCAGAGUUACUCAGCAGAGCAAAGGCUAUGAAACAGCAGGAGAUGGAGAAGCAGAAAGUGGAAAAGGCAAGGCUCCAGCUACUGGAGGAGAAGCGGAGGCAGCAGGAGGCCGAGCUGCGGCGUGUUGAGGAGGAGAAAUCUCGGGCUCUGGAGCUUCAGAGGAGAGAGAAAGAGCUCCGGGAGAAACUGCUAGGCAACCUUCUGAAGAAGAACACUGGGGGAAGAUCUGAGGACAAGGAGGAGCCCAGAGCAGCCCAGCAGCUCAGAUCAAUAGUAAACAUCAGCGGGAUUCACUCCGGUUCAGAACAGUCUACACCAGGUCAACACAACAGUCCAGCUCUUCAUGACACCAAAGCAAAUGGAACAUCAGAUAGGAGUACAGUAAAUGGGAUCGCAGUAGACUUCAGUAACACUGUUGGAGGGGAUAUUUUGAAGUCAAACUCUGCCACCAGGUCACACUCCCAUGGUUCUGAUGACGGACGCUGGCGUAAGAGCAGCUCCAGGAGACAUUCCAGCCGGGAGCGGAGUAGACACCAAGACUCUAGCAAUGACCGGAGUUGGAGGCCCAGAAAAUCCAGCGAUGAGAACCGGCAGAAUCGCAGGGACAGGAGAGACUCAGGCAACGAUGACAGCCGGCACCAGAGGGGCAGGAGCCGACAUUACAAAGAUUCAAGCCGGGAGCGCAGCCAGCAUCGCAGACACAGCAGACACAGCAGACACAGCUUAAGCAGUGAGAGAAAUCGGCAACAUAAAGGAAGACCCAGCCGCCACAGAGGUGGAAGCUGGGAUUAAUGAGCAAGAUAAAUGAAGAGCAUAGCUUUUACUGGAGGGUAGAGGAAGCUGGCAUAAGAGACAUUAAAUUUAAAGUAAUUGUUAGAAAUAUGACUUUUAAGUGAAAUAAUGAGCCUUUUAAUUUUUGGAAGGACAGUUUCCCCUGUAGUUGAACUAAAUUGGGUAUUGAGGUAUUAUGGGUGGCGGAGGAAGAGUCCGGUCUGAAAUCUGCACUACAGUAUAGACAUUAAUAAUGUGGGAAAGUAAGAAAAUAUAUACAAGCGAUGGAAAUAAAUGGAUGUUGUUGUUGUUUUUUUUUUUUAAUCUGUCUAAAUUGACCAGCAGUACAAAGACUAAUUAUAUUGCCGGUAAAAAUCCAAUACAAGCACAAGAAUUGACUCCCAUUUACUACUGUAUUGGCAGUCCUUGGCAUGUAGGCACACAUGUUGUUCUGGCAAACCUUUCUGCUUGAAGCACAUCUGCUUGAUUCAUCAUUUAAUAGAAGUAAGUCCUUAAUGCAGCCAGUGGGUACACAUAGAAGUAUCAGAAAGCUAGAAAUGAUGAAGCUACCAGUGUAGAAAAAAAAAAAAAAAAAAACUUACUGUUGUAAUGUAUACAUGCUGUUUCAUGGAUUUGAGACUUGAAAUCUCAUAUCGGAUCUUCAGGAGGAUGCUGCUAAAGUAAAUUUACUGUCAGACCAUGGCUGUAGUUGUUAUUUCAGUAGUAUAAAGACCAAUUGUUUUGAAACCUUUUUUUAUUUGUAUUUUUUUAACACACCUCUGCAUUGAGUUUGCAGUUCAGGGGUCUUUAUAAUGAAAGCACACCUCUGCUUGCUAGAACCUAACUAACCCAUAAUCUCUUUUAUAUCUGAGUUCAUCCAGAAUGUGCUCCCUAAUCUACCAACUAUUGAAAAAGCGCUUGAAGAAAAUGUUACAGAGUUCUGAAGUGUUUUAUUUUGUCUGUUGCAUGUAAUACAGUAUGUGUUGCAUCAGUCUACUAGAAAUAUGCAAUGUAAGAAGAUCUCAGUGUUGGAAUAAAAAUGUGGUAAUCUGUUUAAAAAAAAAAAUUAAAAAGUUUGGCUCUUCCAUA